GAAUCGGUUGACUGAUCCAGUGCAGAACCGCAAGCGCAGCGAGCUAGAACGCCACAAAGUUGGCGACGGAGAAAUCGCGAGAUCGGAAUCGGAAAAAAUAUCAAUAGUAUCAAGUGCAGUCAAGUCGAGUCGAGUGCGCGUCGAGUGCCGGUGAAAAUACAUUCAACCGUUUUUCCCCCAUUUUCAUGCCAUUUGGGUUCAAGUGUUCAAAAGCCAGAAGUGCAAGUUAACUACACAAAAUAGGUUGCAGCUUAAAGUAAUCUUGGGAACUCACUGGCGGCGACAUAAAGCCAAAGCCAUUUUAUCUAUUCGCACACCAGCACAGCCAUGGAUUUUAGAAAGCAUUUGGGUUUAUUGACACUCCUCCUGGUCGCCGUACUCGCGUUUUACGGUCGCCCAGUGGACGCCUGCAGCUGCAUGCCCAGCCACCCACAGACGCACUUCGCCCAGGCAGACUACGUUGUUCAGCUGCGAGUCAUCCGCAAAUCAGACACCAUUGAGCCGGGCAAGACCACCUACAAAGUUCAAAUCAAGAGGACCUACAAGGCAACUCCCGAGGCUCGGCGAAUGCUUCGCGAUAAUCGCCUGGCCACGCCUCGAGAUGACGGAAUGUGCGGGGUUAAGUUGACUAUCGGAAAGGUCUACAUAGUGGCGGGCAGAAUCCCGACACUGAAUGUAUGUAGCUACUACAAGGAGUACAUCAAGAUGACCGUCCCAGAGCGACAUGGCUUCAACGGUGCCUAUGCCAAGGGUAACACUUGCAAUAUAACUCCCUGCUUUGGUGCACGAUGCCACAGUUUCCGAACUCAUGCGGACGAGUGCAAGUGGUCGCCGUUUGGAAAAUGCGAGACGGACUACAGUGCCUGUAUGCCGCACAAAGAGCAGACGCCCAAUGGAGUGAUUUCACGAUGCCGCUGGCGACGCACGCAGCUGUACAGAAAGUGUCUGAGCAAUCCGUAAAGCCGUCAGAUUUUAGUUUCCCCCAAAUCCAAGUCAUCCGUUUGUCCUUGUUAUGCUACCAUUUUUUUCUCUGUCCAGAGCUUUAAUACGUACGUUAUGCCUAAUGUGUUAUUUAUUAAUUGAUGCUUUUGAACUUGUAACCGGCUCUGUAGCAGCUACUUAAUUAGUGUCUAGCUUUUAAUGUUUAUA
This is a messenger RNA of Drosophila eugracilis, 1149 nucleotides long. It is a transcript of the gene Timp, whose product is annotated as tissue inhibitor of metalloproteinase. Gene Ontology annotation, cellular component: extracellular matrix. Lineage: Eukaryota; Metazoa; Arthropoda; Insecta; Diptera; Drosophilidae. Gene Ontology annotation, molecular function: protease binding; metalloendopeptidase inhibitor activity. Gene Ontology annotation, biological process: negative regulation of membrane protein ectodomain proteolysis; negative regulation of endopeptidase activity. The record is from RefSeq and is a predicted model, not a curated record. The transcript is spliced from 5 exons. The coding region runs from base 328 to 960 and encodes 210 amino acids.